UAGAGGGAGGCAGCAGCAGCCAGAUAGUGAAAGGAUCAGUGAAGAGACCGUCUGAGAGAGAGAGAGAGAGAGAGAGAGAGAGAGAGAGAGAGAGAGCGAGAGACCUAGACAGAUAGAAGAGAGAGAGAGAGAGAACCAUACAUAUAUACGGAGGGGAAUAAAGGUUACGUUCUCAGAGCUGAUCCAUGAAAGAAGCCAUGCCAGUCCUCUCAGCAGGUGCAGGGUUGCAUGAGACGCUGGCCCUGCUGACCUCUCAGCUGCGUCCCGAUGCCAAUCACAAAGAGGACAUGGUCUUCCUCAAAGAUGUCUUCAGCGAGAAGAGCCUGGCCUACCUUAUGAAGAUUCAUGAGAAGCUGCGUCAGUAUGAGAGACAGAGCCCCACACCUGUGCUCCACAGCGCCUCCUCUCUGGCAGAGGAUGUUGCUGAGGAGUUGCAAAGUGGCCCCAUGAGUGUGGAGGAGAAAGAGCUGCUUCACUUGCUGACAUCACCUCACUUACGGGCGGUUCUCUCAGUUCAUGACACAGUGGCCCAGAAGAACUUUGACCCUGUCCUGCCUCCUCUUCCUGAUGACUUUGAGGACGAGCUGGAGGAGGAGUCGGUCAAGAUUGUCCGCUUGGUCAAGAACAAAGAGCCUCUGGGGGCCACCAUUCGGCGUGAUGAAGCCACAGGAGCCGUCAUUGUAGCACGUGUUAUGAAAGGAGGGGCUGCUGACAGAAGCGGUCUCGUGCAUGUAGGUGAUGAACUGAGAGAAGUCAAUGGCAUCUCCGUAAUGCACAAGAGACCAGAUGAGAUAAGCCAACUCCUGUCUCAGUCUCAAGGCUCCAUCACCCUGAAGAUCAUCCCAGCUAUUAAAGAGGAGGACAAGCUGAAAGAGAGCAAGGUCUACAUGCGGGCUCUGUUUGACUACAACCCACUGGACGAUAAGGCCACGCCCUGUCAGGAGGCAGGGCUUCCUUUUAAGCAUGGGGACAUCCUGCAGGUGGUGAGCCAGGAUGACGGUACCUGGUGGCAGGCGAAGAAAAUGGGAGACAGCAACCUGCGUGCGGGACUCAUACCUUCCAAACAGUUUCAGGAGAGGCGUUUAGCCUACAGACUCAAAAUGGGGACUCUGCAGAAUCCCAAAUCCCCCCAAAAGCCCGUCUAUGACCAGGGAUGUGAAAAAGACGACUGUGACUGUGAGGGCUAUUUCAAUGGACACUACAUAGCUGGUCUGCGAAGGAGUUUCCGCCUGAGUCGCAAAGAUCGUCAGGGGUCAUCAGGAGAGGCCAAUGCGUCUGAGCCCGGUGAGCCAGAGUUCCUGACCUACGAGGAAGUGACACGGUACCAACAACGACCCAAUGAGAGACCUCGGCUGGUGGUGCUCAUCGGUUCUCUCGGAGCGCGCAUCAAUGAGCUGAAGCAGAAAGUAAUAGCAGAAAACCCCCAUCGCUACGCUGUGGCCGUCCCCCACACCACACGGCCUAAGAAAAGCCAUGAGAAGGAGGGUGUGGAGUACCACUUUGUCACCAAGCAGGCCUUUGAUGCUGACGCCCAGAACAACAAGUUCAUUGAGUAUGGAGAGUACAAGGAGAACCAGUACGGCACCAGUAUAGAGGCAAUCCGCUCUGUUCAAGCCAAGAACAAGAUGUGUCUGGUGGACGUGCAGCCUGAGGCAUUGCACACCCUGCGGACUGGUGAGUUCAAGCCCUAUGUAAUCUUUGUGAAACCUCGGAUCCCUGAGAGUCGCAGGCGCCGCAGUGCAGCCACUUCACCAGCAGGGGGAGAGCAUGGCAGAGUUACUGAGGAGGAGCUGCAGGAAAUGCGCCAGUCAGCCCAACAGAUUGAGCAGCAGUACGGCCACCUGGUGGACCGGGUCCUGAUUAAGGAAGAUUCUGCCAGUGCCUGUGCUGAACUGCGGGGCAUUCUCGAGCGGCUGGAGAGGGAGGCCUUCUGGGUGCCUAUCAGCUGGGUCAGGACCUAAAGACAUUCUACCCCCCCAAAAGCUACAGAAGCCAACCCCCCACGCAGGGCCGUUUUGGCAGUGCGGACACUGGACUUCUCUCCAUAUCCAUAGGACUGACCUCCAGCAUGGCCAGGACUGCGGUGUCCAACCACAGGCUUGGCUAACUGAGCUCUGUCUGUGAAAGGAAAGACCAGAAAACUAAAAAGUAACACAAGCUCAGUGUGGCCCAGCAGUGCUGAUGGAAAGAGAUGUGCAAGGAGAAGAGAAUUAAGCAGAUGUUUUGUCCCUUAUAGAUGCUGAUAGACUUGGGACAUAAAAAAAAAAUACAAGAAUCUGCUGUACAGAGAUAUGCAUACAGUGUUAUGCAGAGGUCAGAGACCACUCUUCAUUAAAUCUCCAGUCAAAAUCACACAGAUGUUGGAUAGUGAGAAGCAGAAAAUGCAACCAACUUCUAAGACUGAACUUUAGAGGUGUGGAAAAGUCCCUGCAGAUUUCUUAGAAAAAACUGAAAGUGAGUCUUCCAAAAACACUGCAAGAAAUAGUGUCUUGUCAAGUGAAAUUAUCUUUAAUUCUAGUCUACAUAUAUAAUAUGUCUUAUUUAGAGAUGGUUGUCCACUUAUUAUAAGAAUAUUUAGCUUAUUUCUAGAUUCUUUUACCUAUUUUAAGUCAGUUAUCUCACUAUACUGAUACUGAUACAUAAAAUUUUUAUGUCCUGAAACAAGCAAAAUUAUCUGCCAAUAUAGUGAGAUCAUUUUACUUAA
Colossoma macropomum (tambaqui) is the source of this 2704-nucleotide messenger RNA. RefSeq names its product membrane protein, palmitoylated 3a (MAGUK p55 subfamily member 3) (gene mpp3a). Gene Ontology annotation, molecular function: protein binding. Bases 186 to 1961 code for a protein of 591 amino acids. NCBI's taxonomy places the organism in Eukaryota, Metazoa, Chordata, Actinopteri, Characiformes, Serrasalmidae. Gene Ontology annotation, cellular component: plasma membrane; cell-cell junction. The record is from RefSeq and is a predicted model, not a curated record. The transcript has 19 exons.